AUGUUUAUUAAGUAGUGUUUAAAUAAUAUGGAUUUAGUACUUUCGCUCGCAAUAUCCUAGAUGACCUACUUUCUAAGUCAGAUAUCACUUUAGAAGAAAUUCUGGAUGCUGAAGUACUAGAUGAAAUUAAAUUCAAUGGAUCUCAAAAAUUUGCCAUAUUGUAUAGUUGUUCAUCUAUUGUAUUAGCAUUAUUAAAGAUGUCAACAAUUACAUAUAAAUGAUUCAAUAUAUUCAUUAAUUAGAUCCAAACAAUCUUAAGUUAAAAAGGUAAUUUAUGCACUCUAUCUAGAUAUCAAUUUCUCAUUAGUGAAAUUUUGAGUUAUGAUAUUCCAAUUUUAAUUGAUUAUUUAUUUGAACCAGAACCAAAUAUUCCAAAUUAUUAAGUUUAAGAAGCAUAACGCGAAUAACUUCUCCCUCUUUUAUUUCAACCAUUUCAAGCAGAUUAUCUUAACAUCACUUAAGUAGGAUAUCUGGCCAAAAUUAUUGAAUCCAUCAUUAGAAAGAGGGGUAACAGCGUAUAAAUUAGUGAAUUCAAUCUAGUUAUGGAAUUGGCUUGAUAAUAAUUAAUUCUGUGUGGAUCAUCUUAUUAAACAUUUAGAUGUGCAUCAUGUGACAUCCAUUAUUACACACUUAAUCACCUAUGAACAUACUAGUCAAGAUUUAAAUUUUGAUGAAUAUACUAACAAAAAAAAUCAAUUACUUCAAAGAGUUUACACAAUUUUACUUAAUAAAAUUCAUAAUUCAGAACUUGUUAACAAUUGUUGUGAAAUACUUAUUGAAAUUUGUAAUAAGACUUAGAAGUUUAAUUAAUAGAUUGAUUAACCAUAAGAGCUUUAUACAGCAGCAGUAAUUAUUCUUUUAAUAAUUAGUGUGAUUCAGGAUUUGUUAAAUUUUUUAAUGUUUUAAUAACUCUUUUAUAAUAACAUCUGUCAUCGAAAAACUAAAAUUAUUCUAAAUAUAAUUAUGUUGCUUUAAACAUGCAUAGACCAUUAUCAAAUGAAUAUUUAAGUUUUGGUACAUUUAUCAAUAAUAUUUUUAAGCUUUCAAUUCAACCUUAAAUAUAAUCUAAACAAAUUUUGGAUUAUUCAAAUUAUAAAUAUUGACAAUAUAUCAUUUAUUUUUACAAACAGAAGAUUCUGAACUUUUAAAUUUAAUUAAUCAUUCAGAAAUCUAUCAAUAAUUUUAAAAAUACAUAAAGAAAUUUGAAUUCAAUAAUUAACUCCAAAUUCUAUUCCAUUAAAUUACAAUUUUUAUUUUCAAAAAUAACUCAUUAAAUUGGAUUAAAGAACUUAUAUAAAAAGAUUUAUUUUAAUUUAUAUCAUCAACAAAUACAUUAUAAAAAUAAAUUAUUGGAUAAAUUAAGAAACCAUUAAAUAGAGGAUAUUAUGGAAUCUUGUCAUAACUCUCUUAUGAAUUAGAAGAGUAUGAUGACUCAGAAGAUUGGAAUUUAUAUAAAUAGAAUGUUUUAUUUCAAAUUAAAAAUGUUGAAUAAAAUUAUUACUUUGGUAUCAAUCCUAAAGGUAAUUUAGUCGAAUAAAUCUAUUCUAACACUAAUGAAAAUUUAUAAUUAUCAAAACAAGUAUGAAGCUAUUUAAUUUAGCAUGUUACUCAAAUUAAACCUGAUUCUAUAGAAAUUGAGAUUAACAAUAAAUAAAAUAAUUAUGAAUUUGAAUCAAUUUUAAAAGAGAGAUUAAAGUUGAGUUUUCCAAUCAAAAAUUUAUUAUCAUUUUCUGAUAUGAAUAAGAAUGAAAUUCCUCAAAAUCCCACCCUUUAAGAAGAUUUCAAAUCAGUACCAUUAGACUUGGAUUCAUUUGAUGUGACUGAACAAUAAAAAAAAAAGAUUUGUAGUUCUUAGAAUGAAUUUAGUAAGAAUAGUAACGAGUUCAAUUCAUUUUAACCAGAUUGUUACUGA
Paramecium sonneborni is the source of this 1912-nucleotide messenger RNA. Lineage: Eukaryota; Ciliophora; Oligohymenophorea; Peniculida; Parameciidae. The record is from the annotation of a GenBank genome assembly.